AUGGGCCAGACACCAACCACAAACCUAGACAUGGAUCCGCCAUCGUCUCCACCCCAUACCGGGAUUCGCGCCUUUGCGGAAGACCUUGAAAGGGAGACCACUGAGCGGGAAGAGUACACCGCGACCGGUAGCUCCGUUGACGCCUUCGACCAGACUGAUAACACUGUCAGGAGUUCUAGACUCUCUUCGCGUCACGCUGACAUUGCCCGCAACCAUCCACUCCCGCGCGCUACAACCCACGUCCCCGAGUUCCGAGACCGCGAUACCACCAAAACUGGUGGACAGGAGGAGGCAACAACGAUCCGGAAGACGGACCAGCAUGAGACGGCGGACGAAGAUGAAGACUUGGAGGAAUUGGAGGCACUGAUGAUCCCGGCGGAAAUGAGGUCGUCCCCGCGGCAGCCGGAGGAGUCUCCCAAUCCAGAAUGGCAACCCAUAGACAAGUCUUCGUGGGACCCUGCCGGUUUCCCGACCACGUCUGGAUGGCAGUCCAUCAACGACCCAGCGUUCGACGAGAACCCCAGCCAUGAUAUCGACAAAUCCUCGUGGGAUCCCGCCGGUUACCAGACGAAGACGGGAUGGCGGUCGAUCAACAAUCCAGACUUCGACGAAGACUUCAGCGAAGAGACACCCACAGACGAGCCCUCGGCAGCGCGCGAAGGCUACUUACCCGACGAAGGCGAUGAAGACUCGGUGGCUGAUUUCCCAUCUGAUCCUGCUGACGAUGCGAAACCUUUGAGAGAGCCGGAUGAUACCGACGAUGUACUGGACGAGAAGUACUUCAAGCACAACGGCUACUUGAACUACAUCAACAACGUCGAGGACGGGGGUGAAUCUGACUCUGCGACGGAGAACAAGAAGACAGGGGUUCAAACCAAACUCAAGACAACGAAGAAGAAGGAAUUCAAAGUUGUCUUCGGCUCCUCGCCUGCCAAGUCCACGGGACCUGGAAAGUCUUUGCCAUCGCCAAAGAAGUCUACCAAGGCAUCCGCCCAUCCGCCGGCCACGGGAGACACGGGUCGCGAUAAUCUCAAGGUCGACGCUAAAGCUGAGCGAAGCUCCAGCCCUGCUUCCUCUUCGGAUGAAGCUAGCGGAUGGGAGGUGGUAGACGGCAACAUCGACGCCCCACGGACGGGCAACAAGUCGGUCCACAAGCUCACGAUCAAGCUUCAUAACAGCGUGACCGGUGAGUCCAAGACCAUCACGUACACCGACGUCGAGCACGAUGACAUCGACUGGAAGUCCAAGCCCCAGAUCGUCGCAAUAACACAAUGGCGUACCGACGUUUUCAAGCAACAUGGAAUCGGUACCAAGAAGGCUGCGUACCCGUACACACCAUUGGAGGACGCCUGGAUGACGCUCUUCCACAGAAAGCUGCGUGCAACCAUCGAUGCGGGCCACGUUAUCAAGCUUCCCGGCCCAGUCAGCGUGAUGGAAGCCUUCAACGCCUUUUUCGAGGGCAAGGUACUCAAAGACGCGAACGGUGCUGAUGCACCUUCUAGACCACAGCGCGACGUGUCUUCCAUCCGUGGAAAGCUUGAUGGCAGGGUUAGCAAAGUUGCUACAGAGAGGAAGAGCAUGAGAGGACUUCUAGAAGGGAAGACAGGUGGUGUUUUGUUUGUUCCAAAUGUGACAGAGGACGAGCUGAGGCAGUUUCAGGUGGAUGAGUCGGUUGCGGUUGACGACCCGACUGAGGUUGGUAAGAAUGCGGCCUUGGAUGUUGAGGGGAAGAAGAGCAGGCGACCGUCACCGAAGAGGAAGCGGGAUGAGAACGAUGCGGGGGACAUGUUGGCGAAGAAGACGAAGCGAGUAGGCUGA
Alternaria ventricosa is the source of this 1818-nucleotide messenger RNA. RefSeq lists its product as uncharacterized. NCBI's taxonomy places the organism in Eukaryota, Fungi, Ascomycota, Dothideomycetes, Pleosporales, Pleosporaceae. The transcript has a single exon. Bases 1 to 1818 code for a protein of 605 amino acids. The record is from RefSeq and is a predicted model, not a curated record.